CUCCUUUAUCUCCUUCUCGACUUAUUUAACGUUAAUCUCCCUCUUAACUUCUUUAACCUUAAUCACCUUCAACUCCACUCACAAACCACAUAACUCAUAACAAAUAACCUCGCUCAACUUCAACAUACUCAACAUUUGAAUUCACAUAACACAUACAUGACUUUUCAUUACCAUAACCUUUCAUUAUCUUAAUAUCUUUCACUUAUUAAAUUUUCUCACUUUCUUUACUUAUUAACUAUUCAAUCAUUUUAAUAUAAAAACUAAAACCAAAAUAAUAAAGUAAAAAUUCCUAACAUCUAUUAUAACAAAACCAACAAUAAAACAAAACUAUAAAAGAGAUUCAAAAAGAUUUUAAAAAAAACGACUGUAAAUAUGUUUGUAUCAAAUAAUGUGUACUUCCUCCACGGCUAGACUAUCUAUUGUAUUUAUAGUAUAAUUAAUAAAAAAAAUAUAUUUUUAUGAUCACCCCCUUAAUUGUUUAUGUCUGUUGAAAAAGAGCACCCCCUUAAUUUUGAAUUCAUUGAAAACACCCCCUUACUUUAUGAAUUAUCCUUGUCUCUUUUUAGUUAUAUCUCUUGUUGUAUAUAGCAUUUAAAUUUCCCUAUCAAUCUUAUAAACUAACCCAUUUCUCCCGAAACACAAGUUCACUUUUUUUAAAAUGAAUACACUUAAAGUCUCAAAGUUUUCCAUGACCAGAUUUUCAUUUGUUAAUCUGCUAUCAUUUGUUCCAUUUUCAUUUCAUUCUCUAUUAUUUCGCCUUUCAACAACAUCUUCUCGAACUAUACGCCAUUUCUACUUUAUUACACUCCAUUACUAUUAUUUCCUCUAAUAUCACCUUCUCGAACUCCACUAACUCUCCAUUUCUUCCUAUUUCACCUUCUCGAACUUCAUUACCUCCAUUACUAUUAUUUCCUCUAAAAUCACCUUCUCGAACUCCAUUAACACCAUAUCUUCCUCUAGCACCUUCUCGAACUUCGUCGACUUCGUCUUCACGAUUAUUUUUAUUUGUUACUUAUUUUACUGUUCUCCCUUCCAUUACCUUAUAUCUCUUGUCUUCCAGCCAAGUUUUACAACAUUUUCUAUGUUUUUAACUGGUUUUAUUUUAUUAAAUUCGUUACAAAUUGGUUGCUAUGAAAAUUUUUUACAAACAGCUUGGUUUCCAUGGUGAUGUCGGCUUUUUUUAAUUAGCAAACUAUAAUAAAUAUUACCUUAUAAAUUUGUUCUGGGCCCAUAACCUGUUGGAUGGUUAAGAUUUUAAGGGGUUGGGUUCUUUAGGUGAUGAGGGGCUAUUUAAAAACACAACUGCUUCAUUAUAAUUAUAUUCCAGAUUGCUUGAACACUUCCACACCAUUAUACAAUUACAUAUUAUCUUUAUAUUUUUUAUAAAACUAUUACAUGUUUUUCAUGCCGUGUCUAGAUGAGAAGUCCCUGACAUUUUCUUACGAGAAUACAAUGAUCUGUUUUUUAAAACAUUUAAAAUAAUUCCAAUAUUCGAAAUCUAAUCAAGUGUCAAGUGUUGCCUGCCAUUACAUUUAAUAUACAAACUCCAACAAAUACUAUGUACGGUACACUCAACUUCACUCAAGUCAACAUUAGAGCAGUAAAGCAGUAUGUCAAUAUCAAUGUCUUGCUUAUCAACAUAUUUUUAUUUCUUUAAACAAACUUUACGAAUGUGCCAUAAUUCUAAUCAGUACUAAUUAUGUAACUAAUUUAAAUGACAUCAUAUGCAGCACAAACUGUAUCAAAUAAUCUAAGACACAAACGAGGCGACUCUCACUUACUUUAAUCUUCGUCUUUAAAAAAGAGAUUUUUUUAUAUUAAUUUAGAGUAUGUAAAUUUAUAUCGUUUGCUAAUGGGAAUUAAACUCCAAAGGAAGAAAUCAAACUACAAUUACAUAACAAGGAUAUUCAAAUUAUAUUUCCCAGAAUCGUUUUACAAUGCUCAAUUGGAUCAAAGUGACACUUAUCCUGUGUUUGUUCGGUCUGCUUCGCGAGAUACGACCCUCCGAACCGUUCGUUUCGGAUUUUCUUGUAGAAUGGAGAAACAUCACCAACGAACAAUUACAAAGAGAAAUUUAUCCCGUAGGAACAUAUUCCUAUUUAGCUCAACUCGUGCUGGUCUUCCUUAUAACUGAUUUCUUGAGAUUUAAACCUGUUAUUAUUUUAUCUGGUCUCAGUGGAAUAACAGUGUAUUGUAUAUUACUAUGGACAUCCAGUAUAAAGUGGCUUCAAGCCUCGCAAUUCUUCUAUGGAAUGUACAUGGCCACUGAAGUUGCUUAUUACACUUACAUUUAUGCUAAGGUGGAUCCGAAGAAGUACCCUUUAGUUACGUCGUGUACUAGGAUCGCAUCAUUGACAGGAAGGUUCCUAUCUGGUGUCAGUUCACAACUACUCAUACAUUUCAAAUUCAUGGACUACAGGGAACUAAAUUACAUAACUUUGACAGCGCAGAUACUAGCAACAUUUUGGGCACUAUGGCUGCCUCCGGUUAAAUAUGGAAUAUACUUUCACAGAAGGAUAUCGACAAUUAAUAUCCCUGUUGACAAAUCAUCAUAUAAAAACUCAGAAAAGCGUACAUUCACAAGUAAUUUAAUAGAGGCUUCGAGCUUAAUAUUGAAACACUCGAAGGCGGCUUACUCCCGUCCAAAAGUGAUAGCGUGGAGCGCUCUGUAUGCGGUCGCUUUAGCCCUCUUCGUGCAAGCUCAGACUUAUAUACAAAUACUGUGGCGGUACAUACAAAAAGAACAAUCGAAUCCGGUAUUAUACAAUGGAGCUGCGGAAGCCGCUACCACUCUGUUAGGGGCCGGGGCUGCGUACAUAGCAUCGUAUGACCGGCAGUCCUUCAGUCCCGCACUUUCUUCAGCCAUACAAGGAAUCGCUCUGUUUCUAACUACCUACAUAUCGAACGUAUUCGUUUCCUACGCUGGAUACGUUGUCAUGGGAGUAAUGUUUCAUUACAUCAUCACUUUGGCCAGCGCAAAAAUAGCUAGUCAAUUAAUCGACGACAGUUGUUUCGGGCUGAUAUUCGGUAUCAACACACUCCUCGGCGUCGCUUUGCAGUCUCUCCUCACGUACAUACUGUUACAAAACUUGGAGUUUCACAUAACAACACACUAUUACAUCGUAAGCGGUCUUUUUAUAACUCUGGCCACUUGUUGGUUAGUCGGAUGGAUACUCCAUAUUGCUCAUAAUAAAAAACAAAACGUGAACAGUAAUUAAUCUACGUGAACAGUGAGCGCUUCUAACACAUCAAUAAAUUAAUUUGAAUUCGUAUAAACUUUACAGUUAGAAUCCAUUUGCCGAUGUUUUUUUUUCGAAUGAUUCGGGGAACUGACUUUAAUAAGUCAAAUAUAGUAUUUUUGGUGGUAUUUUUAAAGAAAAUUGUCCCCUAGAAGUGCUAGAAGCCAUUGGGAAGAAAUUUAUGAAAAGGUAUUAAAUGUGUAUCCCUAAAAGCGACAUCAGAAGAGAAACAAAUAUCCCCCUAUUUAUUUCAAGGACCUUUAAGUCAAGUCUUAUUUUAAUUUUAAUGAAAACUUUUAUAUGAAAUAAAGUUGAUCAAUAUGAAACAUGGCAUGAAAUGAAAUAAAAUGAAAACGAAAUGAGAUGAGAUGCGUACUGCGACCACCAAACAGCAUUUAUAGUUAUAAGAUGUAUUCAUCAUUCAUGAUUCAGUCAUCACAGUUCCAGUUUAAAGGGUAGAACAGCCAUUAUUUAUACAAUACAAUAGAGACUUCGAGGUCGUCUCAAGAUGGGUAGUGACAUUCCAUGAAAAUAUCUCCAUAAACAGCAACCUAUCUUAUACCUUUAAACAAGCAAUUCUUGUAUAUAUAUAAUCUGAAUCUCGGAAACGGCGCCAACGAUUUUUAUAAAAUUUAGUAUACAGUGGAUUUCGGGGGCGAUAAAUCGAUCUAGCUACGAAUUAUUUUCAGAAAAUGUUUUUUUCGUGUUUUCAAUAAUCAACUUUAUCGAUAAUCAACUUUAUGACUCUUCCCGACAUCUAUUGGUGAAUAAUGAUACUAUUAAGCUAUUUCAGCAGAUGGCGUUGUUAAGCCACCCGAAGCCAAUGAGUGUUUGGUUUAAGGUUAGACCAAAAAAAUGAAUUGUUUGUUUAUAAUAUUUGUGUCUUUUUCAUAUAAAAUGUAAAAAAAAUACCGAGCCAGGCUCGGUCAUCGUCUUGUGAACUAAUGAAACGCGCAUAAUGGCUGCUAACAUUUUUCAUUUAAAUUGCAUUUCAUUAAAUAAUUUAAUUCAUAGAUAAGCAUAGACUAUACACUUAAUAUAUUCGAUAGAUAAGUAAGUACUGUGAGAUAGGUAUCUACAUAUCGCAUAUUAACCGUAACUUCCGCAGCUUCGUAAAGUUUUUUAAGGUCUUUAAGAUUUUUUGAUGAGCAUUACAUUGAUAGACACAAAGACACAGGCGAAGCUAAUAAAAGCAGCUUAAGUUUGAUCUCAAUUCAAGUGCAAUAUAGUAAAGUAUUUUUAGUUAUUAUAUUUGACUUAAAAAAUUACCACAAUUUACUGGGAAAGUAAAUUGGGGAAAUGGUGUAAGAUAUUUAUUUUAGUUUACUAUCUGAAAAUAUAGGUACAGUCAAACCUGGAUAAGCGAGAGUUCAAGGGAGCACAAUCUCAUUCUCGCUUAAAGAGGUUUCUCACUAACCCGAGUUUGUCGCUAAUACUCCCUCUGAAUUUCAUUUCGCGAUUUUCCGGAUUCAAACGCAUUCACUUUUUAAGUUUAUCACUUAAUGACAGUACUUUAAUUUUCCGUUUUGACAUGAUGCAGAUCAAAACUUUCCUUCGCAAUUGAUUAAUGAUAAACUGAGUAAGUUCGACAAACAGGACGGUACACAGGCACACGUGUCUAUUAUGAAUUACCUCCUCAAUACCUCAGACAUUUAAUUGACCAUAAAACAUUAAUUAUGUAUAUAUAAUCUAGUAUAAAUGAUCCUGCUGAAUUUCCCGAAAAAUAUCCUUUCUGUGUGAAUUAGCACUAACAUAGUGGCACCUCAAAAUAUAUAUCAAACUACCUUUAAGUGUGUUGUCUACAAUAAUAUGAGCUAAGAACAUUUCAAUAAAUACUCAUAGGUUCAUAUUGCUAUAACAGCAAUGACUUCUUGUAUUUACAAAUGAAUCUAUGUUUUUAUUUACAAACUUAUCAAACUUAUUUUACUAGUACAUUUUUCUAAGUUUAGCUGCUAUUUAUUAUAAUUGUUAAAACGUUUAGGAAUUGGUAACAAUUGUAUUACUUGAGCUGUGGUAGAAAUAUCUAAUCUUAAAAGUUAUUUUUAUGUAUUGUUGCACUUAAUGUAUAGGUACUUUAGAUAUCAAUUUCUAAAGUAAGGCAAAAUAAAAUUAUUGUUGAUUUAUAUUUAUUGUUAUCCUAUUUGUCCAUAUGUCAAAAUUAAUCCUGGAUAGAAAUAUUUUAAUGUAAACAUAAAUUAUUUGCAAGUUUGA
Molecule: messenger RNA, 5450 nt
Organism: Bombyx mori (domestic silkworm)
Lineage: Eukaryota; Metazoa; Arthropoda; Insecta; Lepidoptera; Bombycidae
Product: thiamine transporter 2
Exons: 7
Coding region: 1938-3218 (426 amino acids)
Biological process (GO): transmembrane transport; vitamin transport
Cellular component (GO): plasma membrane
Molecular function (GO): vitamin transmembrane transporter activity
Source: RefSeq, a predicted model, not a curated record